UCUCGGUCGCUGACGUGGAAGCGCCUCGGAGGCCUGCGGGGAGUGGUGUGUAGCUGGUGGUCUUCGAGCGCCGGAGCCCGGAGGACUGAACGAUGCUCACCAAAUUCGAGACCAAGAGCGCGCGGGUCAAAGGGCUCAGUUUUCACCCCAAAAGACCCUGGAUCUUGACCAGCUUACAUAAUGGAGUAAUACAGUUAUGGGACUAUCGAAUGUGCACCCUCAUUGACAAGUUUGAUGAACAUGAUGGUCCAGUGCGAGGCAUUGACUUCCAUAAACAGCAGCCACUGUUUGUCUCUGGAGGAGAUGACUAUAAGAUUAAGGUUUGGAAUUACAAGCUUCGACGCUGUCUCUUCACAUUGCUUGGACACUUGGAUUAUAUUCGUACCACGUUUUUUCAUCAUGUAAGUAGCCAGAAUUUGAUUUCUGUAUAUAAUUUAAUAGUUUCUUCUUUUUUUUUCCUCUACAGUGUGUUAACAGGCCACAAUCAUUAUGUAAUGUGUGCUCAGUUCCAUCCCUCCGAAGACUUGGUUGUAUCAGCUAGCCUGGACCAGACUGUACGCGUUUGGGAUAUUUCUGGUUUGAGGAAAAAAAACUUGUCUCCUGGUGCAGUGGAGUCAGAUGUAAGAGGAAUAACCGGGGUUGAUCUGUUUGGAACUACAGAUGCGGUGGUGAAACAUGUACUAGAGGGUCAUGAUCGUGGGGUAAAUUGGGCUGCCUUCCACCCUACUAUGCCUCUUAUUGUAUCUGGAGCAGAUGACCGACAAGUGAAGAUCUGGCGCAUGAAUGAAUCAAAGGCAUGGGAGGUUGACACCUGUCGAGGUCAUUACAACAAUGUGUCUUGUGCUGUCUUCCAUCCUCGCCAAGAGUUGAUCCUUAGCAAUUCUGAGGACAAAAGCAUUCGAGUCUGGGAUAUGUCUAAGCGGACUGGUGUUCAGACCUUCCGUAGGGACCAUGAUCGUUUCUGGGUCCUAGCUGCUCACCCCAACCUUAACCUCUUUGCAGCAGGGCAUGAUGGUGGCAUGAUUGUGUUUAAGCUAGAACGGGAACGGCCCGCCUAUGCUGUUCAUGGCAAUAUGCUGCAUUAUGUCAAGGACCGAUUCUUACGUCAACUGGAUUUCAAUAGCUCCAAAGAUGUAGCUGUGAUGCAAUUGCGGAGUGGUUCCAAGUUUCCGGUGUUUAAUAUGUCUUACAAUCCAGCAGAAAAUGCAGUCCUACUGUGUACAAGAGCUAGCAAUUUAGAGAAUAGUACCUAUGAUCUGUAUACCAUCCCCAAAGAUGCCGACUCCCAGAAUCCUGAUGCCCCUGAAGGGAAACGAUCCUCAGGCCUGACAGCCGUUUGGGUUGCUAGGAAUCGAUUUGCUGUCCUGGAUCGGAUGCAUUCGCUUCUGAUCAAGAAUCUGAAGAAUGAGAUCACCAAAAAGGUGCAGGUGCCCAACUGUGAUGAGAUCUUCUAUGCUGGCACAGGCAACCUCCUGCUUCGAGAUGCAGAUUCUAUCACACUCUUUGAUGUACAACAGAAACGGACUCUGGCAUCUGUGAAUAUAUCUAAGGUGAAAUACGUCAUCUGGUCAGCAGACAUGUCUCAUGUAGCACUACUAGCUAAACAUGCCAUUGUGAUCUGUAACCGCAAACUGGACGCUCUGUGUAAUAUUCAUGAGAACAUUCGUGUCAAGAGUGGGGCCUGGGAUGAGAGUGGGGUAUUUAUCUAUACCACAAGCAACCACAUCAAAUAUGCUGUCACCACUGGAGACCAUGGGAUCAUCCGGACUCUGGAUUUACCCAUCUAUGUCACACGAGUGAAGGGCAACAAUGUGUACUGCCUAGACAGGGAGUGUCGUCCUCGGGUACUCACCAUUGAUCCUACUGAGUUCAAAUUCAAGCUGGCUCUGAUCAACAGAAAAUAUGAUGAGGUACUGCACAUGGUGAGGAAUGCCAAACUAGUAGGCCAGUCUAUCAUUGCUUAUCUCCAGAAGAAGGGCUAUCCUGAAGUAGCAUUGCAUUUUGUUAAAGAUGAAAAAACACGCUUUAGUCUGGCCCUGGAGUGUGGAAACAUUGAGAUUGCUCUGGAAGCAGCCAAAGCACUGGAUGACAAGAACUGUUGGGAGAAACUGGGAGAAGUGGCCCUGCUACAGGGGAACCAUCAGAUUGUGGAAAUGUGCUAUCAGCGCACCAAAAACUUUGACAAACUUUCCUUCCUGUACCUUAUUACUGGCAACCUGGAGAAACUUCGCAAGAUGAUGAAGAUUGCUGAGAUCCGAAAGGACAUGAGUGGCCAUUAUCAGAAUGCACUCUACUUGGGUGAUGUGUCAGAGCGAGUGCGAAUCCUGAAGAACUGUGGGCAGAAAUCCCUGGCCUAUCUCACAGCUGCUACCCAUGGCUUAGAUGAAGAAGCUGAAAGCCUGAAGGAGACAUUUGAUCCAGAGAAGGAGACAAUCCCAGACAUUGACCCUAAUGCCAAGCUGCUCCAACCACCUGCACCGAUUAUGCCAUUAGAUACCAAUUGGCCCUUAUUAACUGUGUCCAAAGGAUUCUUUGAAGGUUCUAUUGCCAGCAAGGGAAAGGGAGGAGCACUGGCUGCCGACAUUGACAUUGACACCGUUGGUACUGAGGGCUGGGGAGAGGAUGCAGAACUACAGCUGGAUGAAGAUGGAUUUGUGGAGGCUCCAGAAGGUUUGGGGGAUGAUUCUCUUGGCAAGGGGCAGGAAGAAGGAGGUGGCUGGGAUGUAGAAGAAGAUCUGGAGCUUCCCCCUGAACUGGAUGUAUCUCCAGGAGCAGCUGGUGGGGCUGAAGAUGGGUUCUUUGUGCCCCCAACCAAAGGGACAAGUCCAACUCAAAUCUGGUGCAAUAACUCACAACUUCCAGUCGAUCACAUCCUGGCAGGCUCUUUUGAAACAGCCAUGCGGCUCCUUCAUGACCAGGUAGGAGUAGUACAGUUUGGCCCCUACAAGCAACUGUUCCUGCAGACAUAUGCUCGAGGCCGCACUACCUAUCAGGCUCUGCCCUGCUUGCCCUCCAUGUAUAACUACCCUAAUCGAAAUUGGAAGGAUGCAGGGCUGAAGAACAGUGUGCCAGCUGUGGGCCUGAAGCUUAAUGACCUCAUCCAACGGUUGCAGCUGUGCUAUCAGCUCACCACAGUUGGCAAGUUUGAGGAGGCUGUAGAAAAGUUCCGUUCUAUCCUACUCAGUGUGCCACUUCUUGUUGUUGACAAUAAACAGGAGAUUGCAGAGGCCCAGCAGCUCAUCACCAUUUGCCGUGAAUAUAUUGUGGGUUUGUCAAUGGAGAUCGAAAGGAAGAAGCUGCCCAAAGAGACUUUAGAACAGCAGAAGCGCAUAUGUGAGAUGGCAGCCUAUUUCACACACUCAAACCUGCAGCCUGUUCACAUGAUCCUGGUGCUGCGAACAGCCCUCAACCUCUUUUUUAAACUCAAGAACUUCAAGACAGCAGCCACUUUUGCUCGACGCCUCCUGGAACUUGGGCCCAAGCCUGAAGUGGCUCAACAGACCCGAAAAAUCCUGUCUGCCUGUGAGAAGAACCCUACAGAUGCUUACCAGCUCAAUUAUGACAUGCACAACCCCUUUGACAUUUGUGCUGCAUCCUAUCGGCCCAUCUACCGAGGAAAACCAGUGGAGAAAUGUCCACUCAGUGGGGCUUGCUAUUCCCCUGAGUUCAAGGGUCAAAUCUGCAGGGUCACUACAGUGACAGAGAUUGGUAAAGAUGUGAUUGGUCUGAGAAUCAGUCCUCUUCAGUUUCGCUAAGAACCCCAUUUAUGCAUGUCUCUAUCCUCCUAACCUGACCUUCCCUUCUGAUUGAUAUUAUGUUCUCUCUAAAGUUAAUGUCCUGGGCUGGGAAGGUGGCUCAGUGGUAGAGUGCUUGCCUUGCAUGCUCGAGGCCCUGGGUUAGAUUC
Messenger RNA from Dipodomys ordii (Ord's kangaroo rat), 3904 nucleotides. It is a transcript of the gene Copa, whose product is annotated as coatomer protein complex, subunit alpha. Gene Ontology annotation, cellular component: COPI vesicle coat. The transcript has 32 exons. NCBI's taxonomy places the organism in Eukaryota, Metazoa, Chordata, Mammalia, Rodentia, Heteromyidae. Bases 93 to 3755 code for a protein of 1220 amino acids. Gene Ontology annotation, molecular function: structural molecule activity; protein binding. Gene Ontology annotation, biological process: intracellular protein transport; endoplasmic reticulum to Golgi vesicle-mediated transport; retrograde vesicle-mediated transport, Golgi to endoplasmic reticulum. The record is from RefSeq and is a predicted model, not a curated record.